This is a messenger RNA of Ectocarpus sp. CCAP 1310/34, 3120 nucleotides long. The record is from the annotation of a GenBank genome assembly. NCBI's taxonomy places the organism in Eukaryota, Phaeophyceae, Ectocarpales, Ectocarpaceae.
UCUUGAGCACAACGCCGGUCAGUGGCGCUCUUCUACGAAUGCAGUGUGUGAUAUGAUGAUCGCUCUGGGCUAGCUCAAGCAAUACACUUUUCUACGAGCUAUUUGCAUCGUAACAAGAAAGAGGUGGCACGGCGGGAGAACAAGGCAACAGCAACAGCACAGCAGUCCUUACAAGAAUCAUGGCCGCAAAACAACAGCAGGCGGCUACUGCAACUUCCUCUCCACCACCAACAGACCCCUCCCUCCUGGCCGGCUCUCUCUCCCUGACCUCAGGGGCAUGGUCGGCGAUCAAACGAACCGGAGCUUGUGCCUGCUGCGCCGCUCGCCUGGUCGCAUGCCGAGACCCUGCUGUGUACGCGUGCGACGAGCGGGCCUUGAGAGCGCAGCUUGACGCUCGUUUUCGCUCAACAAACGCCGCCAACGAAGGCAGCGCUGCUGUCACCAGCACGGCGAGAGAGAGGUGCUGCCCUCUCUGCCUGGGCUUACUGCAGCACGAGGUACCUAUCCGCAUAGCUGCCCGCCCUAGGCCUUCCUCCGAGGUUCACGGGGACCACAACCGCUCCUGCGAACAGGCAUCGCUACCGAUGCCUCCUGCCGCCGGUGCUUCUGACACACAGUCUCAGGAAAUCGCGCCGCCGCCCGUCUUUGCCGAGAAAACAGAGGCGCCGGGAUCAACCACGGCUAUGGCGAUUGACCGUUGCGAGCGCCAGGCGCUCGAUGAAACGGCCACCGCGGUGGCCGCCCCAGGCAACAGCAACGGCAGCAGUACUAGCGAUACCUGCAGAAACACGGGCUACUGUCGUUCGCGAAUGGCGGAGGCGAUCGUGGAAUGCAUCACCGCCCGAGGGUACACCGUAACAAGCUUCGGGGUGACGGCGGCGGUGCCAGCGUGCCUGGCGGUGCGGAACGCGGCGUUUCUGGAGGCGGGCUUGGGCGGCUGCGACCUCUCACCCGAGCCUUCGCACCAGCAGCAGCAGUCCUCUCCGGAUGAACCAGAGCCGCCCGCCGCCACCACGCCGCCGGCAGCGCCGACGAGGGCGGGUCAAAUCUCCAGACAGGCCGUCGUGCCCGUCAAGGAGGCGCUCAAGAUCGGGCUGGCUCGCACGCUGAGGGCCCACCUCCAAACCAGACAGGAGGCGGCGGCGGCAGUGGCGGCAGUGGCGGCGGCAGUAGUGACGGUAGACCACCAGGACUCUGACUUCAUGGUGGAGGUUACCGCGAGGGCGCCCGAAGCCGACGCGCACGCGGCGACCGCCCUCUUGGGAGGCCCGGCUCCGUCCCACUCGGGCGCCGGCAAGCCGCCGCGCGGCUGGCCCGCGGGGGGAGGGAGGUGGGCGAAGAAGCGCCAGCGGCGGGAGGAGCAGCGUAACCCGGGGCUGACCGUCGGCGCGGUUAAGAAGGGCCUCAACGAGAUGGACGACGCGGGCAGGGAGCGCAUGAGGCGCUGGGUACAGGGGCUAAUACAAGAGAGGAGGACGGGCGGGGAGAUAGAGGAAGUACCGGUGGCCAGUCUUGGCGGAAUUACCGGAGCAGCAGACAGCAGUAGCGGGGGGCGCGCGGCUGAAGUAGUCCGUGGUGGAGAUGGUGUCGUCGACGCCGAGCCGAAAGACUCUACAGGCCAGGCGGUAGACGGUGUGACCCCCGUGAGCGGGACUGUUGUGGGUGGUGAUGCGAGGGAGGGAUCACCCGCUGCGGCACCUGCGGAGGCGCCGGUGGUUCGAGCUGCAGGAGUCCCACCACCCUCUGCCACACCAAGCGACGCCAGCAUCCACCCGACCAGCGGCGGCGCGGAGGCGCUCUGCGAGGUCGCCAUCCGGCGAAAGUCGAUCCACUUCUGGGGCCGGUACACAAAGCUCUCCCGGAGUGUCCCGCAGACGCCGUGGUUCAAAGGUUUCUACUCCGUGCAGGAGGCGGUCUCCGAACCGUUCCAGGCGUUCUCCGGCUGCGUGGAAGGGCUCCUGCACGGGGCCGGCCGGGAGGACGUCGACGUCCGGAUGCUCGGGAAGGGCCGCCCGUUCUGCCUAGAGCUGGUGGACUCCCUUCGGUCCGUCGACGAGAUCGCGGCGCGCUUGCCGUCCCUUGCCGACGCGGUUAACACCGCGGGGGGCGUCAAGAACGUCGGCGGCGGCGUCGCGGUGUCCAGGCUCCGGGUAGCCGGGCCCGGGGAGCUCCCGAGCGACGUCCAGGCCGUCGGCGAGGGCAAGCGGAAGCACUACCGGUGCGUGGUGUGGGUAUCGAGGCCGGUGGGAAAGGAGGAGCUAGUGAAGGCGCUGUGCGAGGAUGCGCCGGAGGAGCUGGUGGUGCAGCAGGCCACGCCCAUCCGCGUGCUGCACCGCAGGACGCUGCUCGACAGGCCUAGAUCGAUCUUCGGCAUGCGCGCGGAGUGGAUCAACGAGCACUUUUUUCAGCUGGAGCUCGCCACGUCCGCCGGCACCUACAUCAAGGAGUUCGUGCACGGGGAUCUCGGGCGAACCGUGCCCUCAAUCGGAAGUCUCCUCGACUGCCGGGCGGACAUCCUACAGCUUGACGUUACGAACGUCGAAGACAGAUGGAGCGCAGCGGAAAAUAGCUAGGGAUAGAGGGCCACGGCGGGUUGAAGGCAUACCCUCGUUUGGCCGCGAGGGUGGAGGAAACCAACGUUGCGCCGUAGGGGGGACACGAGCAAAGCAUCCUGGCGAAUGUUUUGGUAAGCGUUACAGUUUUCACUGACCAACGGCAACGACAGCAUUACAAGGCUCGUGUGCUGUGUGUGUCGAUAGGAGGUGGAAGCUCGUGUGUUCCGCGUGGAUAGCGGGGGUCCUUACAUUGCUGUGAAUCUUUGGUCCUUGGCCCUUGUUGGUUGAGCGUUGUCUCGAAGGACGUCACCGAUUCGUCUACCUGAAGUGAAGCCUUGUCACUACUCUUCGCGUUCCCUCCCCUUCGCGUGAUUUGCCAAAUAGAACGAUGGCUUGGCCCAGCCUCGUUUCAGCAACGAAAAGGAUCACGCGUGUUGCUAGUAGUGGGGGACGCUGAGGGCCAACUGCUGUCUGUGGGUUCUGCGGCACCGCCAGCAGGUGUGUCGGAGGGUAGACGAUGGUGCGACAGGAUCGUUUCCAAAGACCAAUCUGCAGGGUUACGCGC